Molecule: messenger RNA, 1285 nt
Organism: Hyphopichia burtonii NRRL Y-1933
Lineage: Eukaryota; Fungi; Ascomycota; Pichiomycetes; Serinales; Debaryomycetaceae
Product: aldo/keto reductase family protein
Exons: 1
Coding region: 216-1262 (348 amino acids)
Cellular component (GO): cytoplasm
Source: RefSeq, a predicted model, not a curated record
UUGUUAUUCGGUGAUAAUCAUUUGAAGUAUUUACAUUUCGGACUUGAUAUUUUUCACUUCGCAGUAUUCAAAAGCCAACAGGUUCGUAAUGUUGGCCGGUUUGGGCAAGUGUUUGCCACUCCUUAAGCUCGACUCCACUCUGGAAAGUAUAUAAAGCAACUCAGAUUCCUUCAUUGAAGUACCAGAUUCUAUUGAUCAAUUUCAAUAUCUUCAAAAUGUCUUAUUCUCCUGUUAAACUCCACGGUAAUUUUGGCUUUGGUACUAUGAGUCUUACUUGGACUCCCCAACCUAAACCAAGACAACAAUCGCUUGACUCAAUCAAGUACGUGAUUGAAAACCACAAUGUUUCAUUUCUCAAUUGGGGAGAGUUUUACGGUCAUAACGGUAGUCCUUCGAAUUUAGAAUUACUUAAAGAUUUUUUAGAAAAAAAUGAUUCUGCUGAAAAUAGAAAGUUGGUUUUUUCAAUCAAAGGUGCAGUUGAUACUAAAACUUUGGUUCCAAACGGAUCUAAAGAGUCAGUUGAACGCUCUAUCAAUCAUAUUCUUUCUUACUUCCCAAAAGAUAAGGCCAAAAGACCACAAAUUCUUUUUGAAAUUGCUAGAAGAGAUUUCAAAACUCCUUAUGAAGAAACUGUUGGUUACAUUGCUGAAUUUGUCAAAGCAGGUAAGAUUGAUGGAAUUUCUCUUUCUGAAGUUGGUGCUGAGUCAAUUUCCAAGGCAAUCAGUGUGUUCCCAAUCUCUGCUGUUGAGUUAGAAUUAUCUUUAUUAUGUCAAGAUUUAAUCUUCAACGGUGUUUUGGAAGAAUUAUCGAAAAGACAAAUUCCAAUCAUUGCUUAUAGUCCUCUUUGUAGAGGUUUACUUACUGAUCAUGCUGCUGAAACUGCUGACACUUUCUUGGAUUCAAUUCCCGAAGGUGACAUCAGACAUCACAUGGAUAAGUUUAGCCCUGAAAAUUAUAAGCACAAUAUUGAAAUUGUUAAAAAAUUAUAUGAUUUUGCUCACUCCAAAGGUACCUCUUUAGAGUCAUUGGCCUUAUCAUGGAUUUUGAAGAUCUCUCAAUUGCCUGAGUUCGAGGGUAUUAAGAAUGUUACUAAAAUCCUACCUAUUCCAAGUGGUAGUACAAAAGAAAAAAUUGAUAAAAACUUUGGUAACUUGGUUGAAUUAACUAAUGGCGACUUGGCUGAAAUUCAAAAAAUUACCACCGACAACAAAGUCAAGGGUUACAGAUACCAGAAACAUAUUGACUUUAUGAAUUUUGCUUAAUCGCAAGCGUUAUACUUAUGUAU